ACAAGCAGGGACAUGGAUCGUGGAGUCAGCCUGGAGAACCCCUACGCCAGCGUCAACAUCCCGCGGGACCAGUUCCAGCAAAGCUUCAUCACUCGGUACCUAAAGGAUGAGCCCACUGUCAUCGCCAACCCCGCUGUUGUGCCUGCCUAUGGCGAGGAGGAGCAGGCAGACCCCGCUGGCAGCUGGAACAGCCCAACAGUUUCCACGGGGCAGGCUUGGUACCGUCCCUACAACCCCUAUGGCAGCCUGAGGAUGCCCGACAGGGAAUCACCCAACUCCUUCUACACCGUCACCCUGGACAAGCCAUCCAAGAGCCAGGAGUGGGAGGCUGGCGGGACAUGUGGCUGCUGCAAGUGCUGCUCCUUCUGCAGAAAGUGCUGCUGUGUCAUCUCCUAA
This is a messenger RNA of Apaloderma vittatum (bar-tailed trogon), 396 nucleotides long. It is a transcript of the gene CYSRT1, whose product is annotated as cysteine-rich tail protein 1. NCBI's taxonomy places the organism in Eukaryota, Metazoa, Chordata, Aves, Trogoniformes, Trogonidae. The transcript has a single exon. The coding region runs from base 13 to 396 and encodes 127 amino acids. The record is from RefSeq and is a predicted model, not a curated record.